UUACAAUGAUUGUCAAGCCCACAUGUUCGUGCUAGUGUACUCUUCAUUGUGUAUAUCAAUACAAUGCGAUUCCAAUGUAUAUGCCUAUUUACCAGCACUUUGAUUGGGUUUGUGUGUGGUUAUAAAAUUUUAAUUGUGUCACCUCUUCCAUCGCAAAGUCACUACAUACUUUGCCGUGGAUUAGCCGCUGGAUUGGUUAACGCAGGUCACGAUGUGACAUUUAUUACACCGUUUAAUAACAAUCCGCCGAAAGGAAAUGGAUCAUUUAAAUAUGUUGCUAUCGGGAAUUGUAUGGAAGAAUUCUUUAAAGUUGGCGAAAAGGAACGCAAUUACUUCGAAAUAGAAAAAUCCUCUCCAUUGAUGAAUUUACCGCUAAUGAAUGUGUUUGGAGGAGUUUGUAUGAAGCAAGCAUUUGAAAACGAGAACGUUAAAAAUUUACUUCGAUCGAAUGAAAAAUUUGAUGCUGUUAUUAUGGAGUCUUUAUACACUGACGGUCUAGCAGCGUUUGCUUGCCAUUAUAAUGCACCCCUCAUAGCGCUCAAUCCCGUGGGAUCUGCACAAUGGAUCAACGAUCCCGUUGGUAACCCAACUCCACCUUCCUACGUACCCAGCAUAUUUUUCGGAUUCUCCGAUCGUAUGGACUUUUGGCAACGAUCUCAAAAUUACUUAUAUAGUAUAAUAUCAAGUUUAGGGCAUAAACUGUACACGUAUCCUAGCCAAAGUGAACUGGUUCGAAAACACUUUCCGAAUUGUCCAAGCGUAGAUGAAAUGCAAAGAAACGCAGCUUUAAUUCUCUCCAAUUCGCAUGAAAGUACUAAUUAUGCAACAACUAGGGUGCCAAAUAUAAUUGACAUCGGAGGAUUUCAUGUCAAUCCAUCUACCGAAAAAUUGCCCAAUGAACUGCAGAAAAUAAUGGAUAGUGCCAAGGAUGGAGUGAUAUACUUUAGUCUUGGUUCGCACGUGAAGCCAUCUCAUAUGCCAUUAGAGAUGAAAAAAGCCAUGAUAAAAGUACUCGGUUCAUUAAAACAGACGAUCUUGUGGAAAUGGGACGAUGACAAAUUCCCCGAUGGUGCUCCUUCGAAUAUAAUAGUAAGGAAAUGGUUUCCACAACAACAGAUUUUAGCUCAUCCGAAUGUUAAAUUGUUUAUAACACACGGGGGUUUAUUAAGUCUAACUGAAGCUAUUCAUUUAGGUGUUCCGAUGUUAGCUCUACCCGUUAUAGGGGAUCAGAAAUUAAAUGCAAUUAGAGCGGAAUUACUAGGCGUUGGUAAACGGCUUUUCUUUGCCGAUCUAACUGAAGAGUCAUUCAGAUCUGCUUUAAAUGAGCUGCUUACAAAUUCAAAGUACAAUGAAAACGUGAAAUACAGAUCGAAACUGUACCAUGAUAGGCCUGUGAAACCGUUGGACCUUGCGAUGUAUUGGAUUGAAUAUGUUAUUAGACAUAAGGGCGCACCUCAUUUAAGAGUAUUUGGCAGAGAAUUACCUUGGUAUACUUAUUACUGCGUGGAUGUGAUAGUGUUUUGGAGUACAAUUAUUUCGAUAACUCUCUUCAUUAUUUUUAAACUUUUUAAAAGGAUAUGUUGCUCUAUUCGAAAGGACAAAAAAAUCAAGAGUUCAUAAAUUAAUUAUUUGUAAUUGUAUUUUUUUAUUGAUUAUUAAAAUUGUUUAUGCAU
Molecule: messenger RNA, 1673 nt
Organism: Phyllotreta striolata
Lineage: Eukaryota; Metazoa; Arthropoda; Insecta; Coleoptera; Chrysomelidae
Source: the annotation of a GenBank genome assembly